AUGCAUUUACUCUUUGUUUCCUUUGGUUUUCCUCUUGUUAUAGAACACGGUGUCCCUUGCACUGGGUCAGAAGCCACCUUUUGCAUGAAUGGAGGAACAUGCUUUAAAAUACCCUCGGUGUCUACUCCCACAUGUGUAUGCCGUGCAAACUACGAGGGCAGCAGAUGUGAGCAGUUCCAGCUGUUCAGCUUCUUGCAGGACAGUGAGGAGAAGGGCAUGAUCGCCGCUGUGGUCAUCAUCGCCCUCCUCAUCCUAGUGGUGCUCGGUGUGGUCAUCUACUACAUCUGCAAAGUAAAGAGAAAUGCCCAGAGUCAACCAAAACCUGAGUACUGGAGAGUCAACUCAAGAAGGCCUAGUCAGACGGUGUGACUCGACUUUUCAAACUCAGAUGCAUCAUGAGAACUCGACAUUGGUUACUAAAAGAGGCUUUGAUGUUUUGGACGACUCCAUUAUUGAUAGAGGAACAACUUUACCCAUACAGUCUAUGACUUUACCUUGUAACAUCGCCCCCUUGUGGAGGUCUUGGACUCAAUGUGAAAAAUGUGUCAGCUGCACAAUAGCCCAAA
Molecule: messenger RNA, 566 nt
Organism: Sinocyclocheilus anshuiensis
Lineage: Eukaryota; Metazoa; Chordata; Actinopteri; Cypriniformes; Cyprinidae
Product: pro-neuregulin-4, membrane-bound isoform-like
Exons: 3
Coding region: 1-369 (122 amino acids)
Biological process (GO): positive regulation of mitotic nuclear division; epidermal growth factor receptor signaling pathway; positive regulation of cell population proliferation
Molecular function (GO): epidermal growth factor receptor binding; growth factor activity
Source: RefSeq, a predicted model, not a curated record